GCUGCCCGGGGCCAGCCGAGCGCGCCGGGGACGCGCGCCAUGGACGCCAAAGCCGGCGGCUGCGAGGAGGAGGAGGAGGAGGAGGACUGCGUGGACUCGGGCGCCGAGACCGGAGGGUCUGACUACAGCCACCUGUCUUCCACCAGCAGUGAGCUGUCCGUGGAAGAGGCGCAGGACCCGUUCCUGGUGAGCAUCCACAUCAUCGCAGACCCCGGGGAGUCCCGGCCGCUGCAGGAGGCCAUCGACGAGGUGCUGGCGUGGAUCCACCCGGACCUCCCGCUGUUCCGCGUGUCGGAGCGGCGCGCGGGGGGCCGGCGGCGGCGGAAGGGCCCCCGGGGGGGCGCGCAGCCCGCGCUGGCCGUGGUGCUGUUCCUGCAGGAGGACGAGGGCCAGGGCCAGAUCCUGCAGCUGCACCGCGCGCUGCAGCGGCCGCCCUGGCGCCACCACCACACGGAGCGCGUGCACGGCCGCUUCGUGCCCUACCUGCCCUGCAGCCAGGACUUCUUCACGCUGGCGCCCGGGACCCCGCUGUGGGCCAUCCGGCCCGUGCACUACGGCCGCGAGAUCGUGCGCUUCACCAUCUACUGCCGCCACGACAGCUACGCCGACAGCCUCCGCUUCUACGAGCUGAUCCUGCGCCGGAGCCCCAGCCAAAAGAAAGCCGACUUCUGCAUCUUCCCCAUCUUCUCCAACCUGGACGUGGACAUACAGUUCUCCCUGAAAAGACUGCCCGGCGACCAGAGCCCGGUGCCCACCGACUCCUCCGUGCUGGAGUUUCGGGUGAAGGACAUCGGGGAGCUGGUGCCCCUCCUGCCCAACCCCUGCAGCCCUAUCAGUGAGGGACGCUGGCAGACGGAGGACCAUGAUGGCAACAAGAUCCUUCUGCAGGCCCAGAGGAUGCAUAACAGGUUGCCCAAACACAGCAGAGCCCGCCGCAGGUCGGAAAAGAAGCCGCGUUCUGUCCCUUCGCCGAGCGCCAGCGCACCGGGCAGCCAGCGUGACAGCCCGUUCCCAGGGCCCAGCCCAACAGCUCUGCUUCCCGGCUUCCAGCAGGAACAUGCCACCCAGGCCAGCAGCCCCCGCAGCCCUCCCUGGUCUUUCCAGAGAAGCAAGUCCUUGUUCUGUUUGCCCAGCGGAGGCCCCUCCCCAACCUCCUCGGCCGAACCGCAGUGGUUUCCAAACCCGGGUCCCCGGGGACAGAGGGCAUCCGGGUGGAAGCCUGGCCUUCUCCUGUCUGUUGAUGACUUAGAAGGGGCUCAGGAGACAGACGUGGACACAGGCCUGCGACUGUCCUCCUCAGACCUGUCCGUGGUCUCUGCAUCUUCUGCACCCAGCAGGUUCUGCAGCACAGUGGAGACAUCUGUCCCCUCCGAGAGAUGCAGCACCCACUGGCCAGCACGCAAGGGUCCCAGAGAAGGUCCACUGCCUGCCGGCAGUGGGGUGACCCCAGACACCUCCUGGGUUUCCUACUCUCUCAUCACCAAAGAGUCUCCCAGCUCAGAGACAGUGGCCACUGCUCCCCUGGCAUCCGGUGCCUCCUCGCUCAAAGAGUCGUCCCCACGGCUAUCUUUUGGAGCUCCCAAAGCCACACAGGCUCACCAAGACAUGCCACCACCCUCAGCGUUGGCUGGCCCAGGGGACAAUGACAUGGAGGAGUUCUACAUCUGAACAUGUCUUGGUUUCCAAAACUAACUCACACACAGAGGCUGAGGUCCCUCCUGCCCUUCCACUCUCUGAGCCCACCAGAGAUUUCAGCCCCGCUCCCUGGCUGUCUGGAAGCUUAUCCAUUUCAGGGGGUUGGUAACACAUUUGCCAUGCCAUUUGUCCUGAGCUGAGAGCUGGCUUAUUUCUAGAGACUGGGUGGUAAAAAAGAAAAA
Jaculus jaculus (lesser Egyptian jerboa) is the source of this 1877-nucleotide messenger RNA. RefSeq names its product family with sequence similarity 124 member A (gene Fam124a). The transcript has 4 exons. Lineage: Eukaryota; Metazoa; Chordata; Mammalia; Rodentia; Dipodidae. Bases 40 to 1668 code for a protein of 542 amino acids. The record is from RefSeq and is a predicted model, not a curated record.